AUGCCGUCCUCUCAGUCUUACAGGAAUCGUGGGAUCUUGAGAUUCAACUUCCCGCCGGUAUCCAACUGCAUCCUGCAGCAGUUCAAGCUUUGGGACAGUGCGAAAGCACACGGCCACAAGAUUGCUCUCAACUCCGGACCAUCGACAUCUUCACCGAUGGAUCCUACAACGGAGAGCUCAGUUCUUGGUCAUUUGCUGCCUUUGGGCAAACUCCAGAUCGGAGGAUCUUCCUUGGAUGGGCUGCUGGACCAGUUGCUCUGCAAGCAGAGCCGUUCUGGAUUGGUGCCACAUCAUUCCGCGAGCAAUGGGGAGAGCUCCGCAUUGUUUUGGUCACUUGUCUGGGCCCUUCGCCUAGCUGAUGGCGUCACAUGCACAAUCUGGUCUGAUUCCCUUGUUGCAUCCGGGCAGGCCAGUGGGCGGUAUGGGGCGACUGCCUGCGUCACUAUUGCCACUGCUUGCCGCUCCAUAAGUUAUGUCGCAGAAGCUCUUGGACGGAUCCGUACCCAGGAUUUCCUGCAUGUCCGGGCCCACCAGGGUCAUGGUCGCAAUGAGUUAGUCGAUGCUCUUGCAAAACAGGCGAUAGCAGGCACCAGCCGCAUCCCAACCACUUUCGCCAUUUUGACCGAGUGGAUCCUUGAUGGCAGCAUCGAAUGGGUGUGGUUGCAUGUUGCUGCCGUGCGUGCUCCCUGGGCCUGGCCCACACAUCGCGGGGCUGCUCUCGUUGACCCCACUGGCAGUGACGUCUUCGGUGUUGACUGGUGCCCAGCUGAUAGCUUCUUCAAGGUUUCCUCGCCUGCCCGGCCAGAGACUGCUGACUCUACAACUGUCAGGUUCUGCCUUCGCCUGCUUACCAUUAACGUGCAAACCCUUGAGGAUGGGCAAGGUGACGCAGCCCCUGGACGAGUCAGGUAUGUCAGAGAACAGCUUGAAUCCGUUGGAGCAGUUGUCACGAGCCUACAAGAAACACGAGCGAAGGAGACCUCCACUAGCAUUUCUGAGACUCACUACAGGUUUGUUUCUGCAGGGGAUGCUAGGGGUAAUGGCGGUGUCGAACUCUGGUUUAGUCGUACGCAUCCCUUUGCUUGGGUUGGCGAGGUUCCUCUCUACUUUCACAAUCAGGAUUUCAGAGCCCUUGCAUGGGACCCACGAUACUUGUUGAUCCGCUUUGCUCGGGGCGGGACACGUAUCACUUUCGCUGCCAUUCAUGCCCUGUCUGCUGUCCAUCCUGACAGGCUUGCUUGGUGGACGAAUUUCCGCAACAAGCUGCACACCUGUGCCCAAGGUGACUUCGUUGUCCUUGUUGGUGAUUACAACACGAGAUUCUUUGAAGAAUUGCCUUCUCGCAUCGGCGACCUUGUAUGGGAUAGUGACCAGACUGCACCAGGUCCUUUAUUUGACAUCCUCCAGCGCCACGAUCUUUGGCUCCCUGCCACAUAUAGUGCCUGUCAUCGUGGAGCCAGUCACACGUGGGUCUCGCCCACUGGCUCCGCUACCAGUCGCAUUGACUAUGUUGCCAUUCCCGCUGCUUGGCAUGCUGGCUCUGACAGCUCAUUUGUGCUCCAUGAUAUCGAUUUUGGCCAAACUGGCCUUGAUCACUUUGCUGCAGCCCUGGAUUGCUAUUUUGAGACCUGUGAUGCUUUGCGCGGUCGUCCCGGACCAUCCCAGUGUGAUGUCUUUUUGAUGUCUCAGCCAGAAUCCAGUGACCAACUCCGGGACAUCUGCCAAGCUGCUCCUUUGCUCCCGUGGGGUCUUGACGUCCAUGUUCACUAUGAAAUCCUUGCCAACUACUUUCGUGCCCGACUCUCAGCUGUCUUUCCUUUGCGACGUGCUCGGUGCCGUCGCACCCACUUCUCCAGCACUACAUGGGACUUGAGGCAACAGAAAGUUUGGCUUCGCAAACGGCUCCAUACCUCAGCACAUUGGGCUCGGACAGUUGAAAUACGUGGGGCCUUCCACGCUCUCCGGUCCCAUUGCACCCUCACCGGCUUGCUUCGGCCCCUUGUCCCGUCACUCCUCACGUGUGUCCUUGAAAUUCGCCAGCAUCUGCAAGAGCUUCGGACAAUUAAGCCCCUCCUCAAACGGUCUAUUGUCAGUGACCGUAGUCGUUACUUACAUGAGAUUGCUGUGUCGGCUUCUUCGAGUGCUGCCAAGGAUGUCAUCGUGAAGCUUCGUCCUCUACUUGGGCCUCCCAAGAAGAAGCAGAGGGGCACUUUGUCCCUCCCUGUCGUUGAGCUUGAGGAUGGUACCGUUGCAGGGGACCAUGCUCAGGCUACCGACCGCUGGAUCCGCCAUUUCAGCCAGCUUGAGGAUGGUGGCCCAACCACGCCUGAAGCUCUCCUCCGGCAGUGUCGGCACCGUCAGACCGCCCAGGAUCUGUCUGAUCUUACUCUUGACCAUCGGAUUGUCCCCUCUCGCUGUCUCUUCGAGGACUGUUUGCGGCGGUCACCCACCGGAAAGUCGCAGGGGAACGACUGUAUCCCUGCCGAUCUUCUCCAUCUGCAAGCCAGUUCUGUCUCUCUUCCACUGUUCCAAAUUGCGCUCAAGGCGUCUUAUCGUCUUGCUGAGCCGGUCCAUUGGAAGGGAGGAUCACUUUUUGCCAUUUGGAAACGCAAGGGCUCCAUGCGGCAGUGCGAGUCUUUCAGAGGUAUCCUCGUUUCGAGCGCGCCGGGAAAAGCUUUCCACAGCGCGCUGAGACGAAAGGCAGCCCCUUUCCUCGACUCUGUCGCCGGCAGCCUCCAAAUUGGAGGCCGGCCAGGCUAUCCUGUUCAGCUUGCAAAUCAUACCGUGCGCUCUUUUCAGAGCUUUUGCCAGAACAAUGGUCUUUCGAGCGCCGUUGUUUUCUUAGACCUCAAGGAAGCCUUCCAUAGGGUCGUGAGACCCUUGCUCACAGGAGGCCCUCUUGAUGAUGCCAAUGUCGUCGGCAUUCUGCACACUUUUUGCUUUCCAGAGGAUGCCUUCAGUCGCCUGCAGGAUUAUGUUCGAGAUACCCCGAUUUUUGCCGACUCAGGUGCGGAUCCGUGGCUUUCCGGGGCUCUCACUGAGGUCUUGAGUGACACUUGGUUCACUUGGGAACGUACAUCAUCUCUCGCAGCCGUCCGCGGGGGUACGCGACCCGGCGACAAUUUGGCAGAUCUCCUUUUUAGUUUCCUCUUUUCAGAGGUACUAGCCCGCAUCAGGAAGAAGCUCAAGGACCUUGAUUUGCAGUGUUGUUUUGCGUGGAGUGAGGACUGGAAGGCCUCCCUCACCAAGGGCUCAGACUCGGGGCUUACCGCACAGUCCCCUGCCGAUGUCACAUGGAUGGAUGAUUGUGCCCUCCUUUAUUACUCCUCGUCUGCAUCUGCUGUGCUUGAGGGCACUCGGAGAGUUGCCGCUACGAUGCUCGAUGAAUGUGUCCGGGCUAUUUUGAUGCCCAACUUGGGUCCAGGAAAAACUGAGACUGUCCUUUCCCUACGUGGGAAAGGCGCCCGAUCCUUGAGAAUCCAAGCAUUUGCUGGCAUUGGUCCAAGCCUCGACAUCCCCUCAGAGAUGUUGGGUCCCAGUGAGCUGUGGGCCAUUUUGCAUGCUGAGGAAACAUGGCUUCGGCUUGCCGAGGGCUCCGUCCAAUGGUUAUCCGCAAUUCCCCUGGAAGGUGGAAGUCCUGGAUUCGCAAAGCUAGGCAGUUUGCACUUCUCCAGGAUCGGUGGACCGCGGAAGUCCAACUUUUCCAUGGUCAUGUUUUGCGUGCCCUCAACAAAACUGGGGCGACUUGCUCCCCGAUCGCCCAAUCAGUUGCAUCGAAUACUGAAAUUUGUGCUCUUUGCCAGCAGGGCUUUGCUGACCUACGCGCAUGGUCACACCAUGCGUUUAAACGCCAUGGGCGAAUUCGCCCUGAAAGACAUCUCGCAGAUGGGUCUCAGUGCCCUGUCUGUUUGCGGACCUUUGCGUCCAAUGGAAGGCUUUGUAACCAUCUGCGCCACAAUCGCGGAUGCCGCGAUGCUCUCACUUCUGCUGAACACGCGGUUUGACACAGGGGAUGACUCACUUGUCCCGGUCAUGCAGGCCUCCGGACCCUCCAAGCCUUGGAGCUUUCAACCGCUCGUUCAGGAGCCGGACCGGCCUUCCGAAGAAAUUCUUGGGAGCCUCGAGACCAUUUUCUGCCAUGCUGAGGAUGGAGCCGCCUCGUAUGUUGCCCUCCUUGAACAGAUUCGGCUCGCCUUUUGUACUGUGUGUUUGCAGCGCACUAGGCUUCGAGCAACAGCCGCUGCUUGGCAUGCUUGUCUCCAAGAUCUUCUCUCCCAGGACGAGGAAUGGCCGGUGCAAUGGGCCAGUUGGCACACCAAAGCUGCUCGCUUCCUCUUGUCCAUUGAUUUAGUUGAGUGGUUGGUACCUCACCUUGUUGCUCCUGCGGCCAGCAUCAGCACCUUUCGUGAUGCCUCCACCGUCCUACCAUGGCUUGAUUUCCAUCAUGCUGUCCUUCCCUCCUGGUCUGGAGCUCGGAUCGAGAUUUCCCUUGUCUUCACAGAUAGGGUUGAACUCUCCUUGCUUCUGCCUGAGGUGCCUCUCCGCACCUACUCAGCUUGCAUUGCAGAUCCGUCCUUGCUCGAUUUCGGACAACUCUGCCAGUGCACCGCAGAGGCUGUUGUCGUUUGUGAUGUCCGGCACAUCCUUCCCUCACUUCAGCCUCCGUCCCCUCUACGGUCCUUUUCGUGUCUUGAGGCCAGGUUGCACCGGCUUCGACUGUUCAGCGAUCUUGUAAGAGGGGUUCUGCAUCUGUGGACCCAUGGUGCUGGUGCCGUCCUCCUCGUGUCUGGGUUUGACUGUCCUACACUUGGAGCUCUGACUUCCCUUGCGCCCCACAGCUCGAGCCGAGCAAAUGGACUUUUCCUGGCCAACUGCCCAUUAUCCUCGGCUCCACCUGCUCUUUUCACCCUUUAA
Molecule: messenger RNA, 4914 nt
Organism: Symbiodinium sp. CCMP2592
Lineage: Eukaryota; Dinophyceae; Suessiales; Symbiodiniaceae
Source: the annotation of a GenBank genome assembly